This is a messenger RNA of Saccostrea cuccullata (small rock oyster), 930 nucleotides long. RefSeq lists its product as uncharacterized. Gene Ontology annotation, molecular function: zinc ion binding. The record is from RefSeq and is a predicted model, not a curated record. Gene Ontology annotation, cellular component: extracellular region. Lineage: Eukaryota; Metazoa; Mollusca; Bivalvia; Ostreida; Ostreidae. The transcript is spliced from 3 exons. Bases 1 to 930 code for a protein of 309 amino acids.
AUGGACCCCCGUACCAGAGCCCAGGAUGUGAUGCGAUGUGACCUGUGUGAGACCGCUAUGGUAAAGAUACACUGUGAUACAUGUCUUGUCAAUCUGUGUACAGCUUGUGUAGGAAUACACUUCUCUGCUGAUUUUGCAAAACCUCAUAAAAUUGUUGAUUUCAAGGACAGAAAAUCUACCCCUCUCUAUCCUGGAUCUUCAGAUAAACAUGGAUGCAGCAUGAAGACAACACAGAAAUCACCAGAAGCUAGAUCCUCUCCUCCGGUCAGACAGCUGCUUGAUCAACCAGAGACUGUCACCACCAUAAACAUUGGGUAUGAAUUCCUUUUUAAUGUGGUCUGUCUAAGUGAUGAAGAAAUAUGGACAAAAGGAGUUGGCAACACCAUGAAACUCUACAGCAUCAAUCAGGGAUCACUGCUCAAGUCAAUCACAACAAAUACCUCCUCUGGUGAUCGCCUAGUUAUCGUGGAAAGUAUUGAUUACAUGCAAACAAAAGUCGUCCGUUACUACGGUUCCACAGAGAAACAAACCAUUCAGUCUGAUGAUAAAGGUAAACCUCUCUAUUCAUCUGGUUUUUGUAAUAUCACUGAGAACAGGAACCUUGAUAUCUGUGUGUCUGACCCUGAAGCUAAAGCAGUAGUGGUGGUCAAUCAGGUCGGGAAAUUGAGAUUCAAGUACACUGGACAUACUCCUGCUCCAAAGAAUGAACAAUUCUAUCCACAAGGAAUCACCACAGACAUUCAAAGUCACAUCCUUACGGCUGAUAAUAGCAAUAAGUGUGUCCACAUCAUAGACCAGGAUGGACAGUUCCUCCGUUACAUAGACUGUGGACUGGGUGAUCCCUGGGGACUGUGUACAGAUACAAAUGACAAUCUGUUUGUUGCUCAACUUAGGAAACAAAAAGUGAAGAAAAUCAAAUAUCUCCGCUGA